Messenger RNA from Silurus meridionalis, 1396 nucleotides. Its product is annotated as ADP-ribosyl cyclase/cyclic ADP-ribose hydrolase 1-like. Gene Ontology annotation, biological process: positive regulation of B cell proliferation. Gene Ontology annotation, cellular component: plasma membrane. Gene Ontology annotation, molecular function: phosphorus-oxygen lyase activity; NAD+ nucleosidase activity. The coding region runs from base 253 to 1113 and encodes 286 amino acids. The record is from RefSeq and is a predicted model, not a curated record. Lineage: Eukaryota; Metazoa; Chordata; Actinopteri; Siluriformes; Siluridae. The transcript is spliced from 8 exons.
GUUAGCUCGGCGCUUUGGGGGGUUGGGGGGCUCUAUCACAUCUGUCUCGGUAAACGUGAAGUGUUUGAGUUCUCAGAGAUUUCACAACACCAAGAGGCGGAGCUCAGGAGGAAAUCUAAUCCUUCUGCUGUAGGACAUUGCGACAAACUGGCGAAGCCCCAGAAAAAGUCCAGGGUGCGGAACUUCUCACUUCUCUCUUGAGCUUUAGUGGAUCUCUGCAGCUCCUGGAGUUCAGAUACAGUUUAAGUGAAAAUGGAAAGUGAAAAGGUUAAACGGCAUUCGGGCAGAAACCGAAGGAAAUGGUGUCUAAUAGGAUUCGCUGUGCUCCUAAUUGUGGUUGUGGUCAUCGCGAUUAUUUGCGGAGUAACUGCACAAAACAAAUUGCACAGUUUCAGGAAAGUCGUGAUGGAAAGGUGUGAAGAAUACCUGCAGAAAAACAGUCACGUGACCAGGAACAAUGACUGCAAGAUUAUCUGGGCUGCUUUUGAGCAGGCCUACAUUGGAAAAGAUUCAUGUGAUGUUUCUCCUGAGGCGUAUGAUCCUUUAAUACGUUCAGUCAAACAGGAUGCUGUCUGUAAUAGUAUGCUCUUCUGGAGCAAAACCAAACAGAUGGCACAUGCAUUUACUGCCAAAAGAAAUUGCCUGGCUACUCUAGAGGAUACGUUGCUUGGAUUUAUGUUUGAUGACCUGACCUGGUGCAGCAAAAACAAAAGCAAAGAAACCUUCACAACCGGUUGUCCAGGUUGGUCAGAUUGUCAAAACAACCCAGUUCGAUCUUUCUGGCUGAAGGCUUCCAUUAAUUUUGCUGCCACUGCUUGUGGGAAUGUGUCUGUGAUGUUAAAUGGAUCCUUGGAAACCCCCUUCAGCAACUCAAGUAUAUUUGGAAGUGUGGAAGUGAAGAAUUUGGAUCCUAAUAAAGUAAAGGGUUUGACUGUACUGCUUGUCACCAAGGACACAGAUGUGACCACAUGCCGACAUCCCUCAUUUCAAAAUCUACAAACCAGUUUGAAUCCAAAUUUUUCUUACAACUGCAGAGAAGUUCCUUAUUCCAGAGUUGAAGGCUGUAUUUCUGAUCCAGAGAUUCCGUGCCGCAGCUGCCUAAAAGAACGCUGAGACCCCGGCGCUCGUGUGUAAUCUUCACUCUGUACAUUUCCUGAAUUGAAAUAGUGAAACACCCAGUUUCUGUAGUACCUCGAUUAAUCGUGAUUGCUGUAGAUGUUAUGUUGCUACUGUUUACUGACAUAAAGACGAGACUACAUUAAGACUGUGAUUUAACUUUAAAUUGUUUUGCGUUAGCAGGACAUUUAGAUUCUGUUAAACCUUGUGUAACAAAUACUUACUUCAAGUUCAUGUACAUGUCAAUUUUAAAUAAACAUUUUUUCUACCAUUCAUUUUA